AUGGGCGACCACGCGCGGCUCAUGUCCUUCUUGUGGUUCGCCAUGGAGCUUGCCAUGUCAUCGCCGCUUUUCGCGAAGCUCUCCGCGCUCUUCUCCUCCGAUGCCGCGUGCCUCGAGGGCCUGGAGCGCGUCCGUGGGCGUGGCCACGAGCGGCUCCGUGUCGUGGCGUAUAGGCUCGGCGGCUUGCGGUACAGCUGGGCGCCACGGUUCCGCCUCGCCGUGCUGCUCCUCCUACGGGACAAGUUUCCCGAGCUGGUUGGCGCCAUCGAGGUGGUUGAUCCCACCGUGGCCCCAGUGGAGCGCCGGGCCAUGGAGGAGCUGGGCUGCAUUGUCACCACAUCUCCUGCGCUAUGCCUGGUGGUAGAAGAACCAACUCUGAUCUUUAUGCCAUACGCGGACCGUGUCUUCUUUGAGAAUUUGCUCAUCUUGAACUGGAGCCCGGACAAGCUCGGGAAGAUCGUCGUGCUCGGGCACAGUUUCAGCACCAUGGUGAAGAUGCUUGAGCUCAGCAUUUCAAAGCAAGAGAAGUGUGGUGUCAAUGAGCAGAGGGAGAAGGUGAAGAGGGUACUGGCAAUUCCGAGCUAUGUUCAGGAAUUAGAGCUUUGUGCAGAGAUAUCUGGCUUAUUCGAUAACCCUCUCUUGGGAGAUGAGUAUCCUUAUGAAUUGAACCAGUACGACUACAAUAAUUCACCAGAGCAGUGUACAUGCAUGCACUGCGUUGCGCGUAUGGAAAGCGGUGCUUUGAUUUGUGCUCUUCCCAGCACCUUUUCAAUUCAUUUCUUUCACCUCGAUGCUGAAAUCGAUAUGGAAUAUUUGAUACCAGGUAAUUGCGCUACAAGGGUCGGGAGCAAUGUCAAUGUCCAAAUGGGCUAUGAUGCUCAGUUAGAAGGGUAAGGCUACAUACUGCCAAACGAAUCAUUUGGAUUAGUUUUCCAUGCUUAUUUGUUUGCCUAGUUCUAUGAAUUUUAAGCUAAAUGAAAGUAUAAUUUGGUUUCAAAAAUAAAAGAAAGGAUGAUGCAAACAAGAUAUGUUUGCUAAAAGAAAGGGUUUCUUGUGUAAAAGGGGUUCUCUGUUUGAGUGAGAUUUGCUUUGUACUAUUGCUGCAGUGCAGGUUAUUGUUUUGCUUCGGCGAUUAACUCAAAUUUGUCCUGAACAGAGAAAUAAAAACAACAUAUUUUUGUAAAACAUGUUUGUUGUUUUACUGCAGUCAU
Messenger RNA from Oryza sativa Japonica Group (Japanese rice), 1211 nucleotides. Lineage: Eukaryota; Viridiplantae; Streptophyta; Magnoliopsida; Poales; Poaceae. The record is from RefSeq and is a predicted model, not a curated record.